Messenger RNA from Trichoderma asperellum CBS 433.97, 933 nucleotides. RefSeq lists its product as uncharacterized. The record is from RefSeq and is a predicted model, not a curated record. NCBI's taxonomy places the organism in Eukaryota, Fungi, Ascomycota, Sordariomycetes, Hypocreales, Hypocreaceae.
AUGUCGUCAACCACCACAAAGUCAGAAACCAUGCUAGCCAAGGCACCAGCUCUACCCCCCAGAAGCGCUCUGAGAGCCUCACGCCUGCUGGCCACCAUGCCUCAGAAGCUUUCACAACACCGACCUGUCCUCACUCACGCCGCCCCGCAUCUUCUGUACCUCUCUUCAGAAGAGGACGUUUCCUCCUCCGCCGACGACUUCUCCGAUUGCGACUACAGCUCCGAUAGCGAGCACACACAAGAGGUGCAAGAGCAGCCAUCAACUUGCCAGGACAUUGCCCGGAUAGUCUCCGUUGUCUUUUCAGGAAAGCCUUGCAUUGUCCAGCUUUCUCGAAGAUCGAGAUCACAGACGUCGUGUUCGGAUCGCCCUGCUACCGAGCUUACAAGGAUAUCAACCGAGCCUGUGUUUAGCAGACGAAAGGAGUCUGUCUCGUCUACAUCAUCGGCCAAAGUCGCAUUCCAGCACCCUCCACGCUCAAGCAGCAUCAUGUCCCCAGUUACCUUUGACAGAGACUCAAAUUCGUUCCUCAACGUGGACCCCUUUGCAUCAAAAUCAGAAGCGGAAGAACCUGAGCAGCCCGAGCCCCAGCUCCGAAAGACGGCGGCAAUGUUCAAGAGGACGCUCAGCCUGGUCAGAAAGCGUAGCAGGCCCAAUCUGAACCCCUCGGCUUCGCGUUCUCGAGAAGCACUUUCAAUACAGACGGGUCCUAUGGAGCAGCUUAGCGAGGAAAAGGAGGAGAACCACACCAGCACCCCGCGCAUCUCGACACCACAGCCAGCUCUGCCCUCCUACCCAGGAGCCAUGGCUCCAAGGAGAGCGAGCAGCUACUCAGCCGCCACGCUGUCGCCGGCUAGCGACGUAUCGUCACCCCUGUCACCGACAAAACGGAUUCGCCAGGGCUUCUUGACUCGGCGACGAAGCAUCAGAGUAUGA